Nerophis lumbriciformis (worm pipefish) is the source of this 522-nucleotide messenger RNA. Lineage: Eukaryota; Metazoa; Chordata; Actinopteri; Syngnathiformes; Syngnathidae. The record is from RefSeq and is a predicted model, not a curated record.
AUGGCGUUACGGGAGCUAUCGUCGCUCGAGAAAUAUUUAGGACUGAAAAAGCCCAACAAAUACAGUACCCGAGGGGACAAAAAGGUCCCUCUGCUACAGACUAACAAUGGUCAACCCAUGGUGGGUCUGGUUACUAUUGCUUGCCACCUGGUGAAAGAGGCCAAGCGUCCUGAGCUGCUUGGGUGCACCGCAGAGGACAGAGCAGUGGUGCAUCAGUGGCUUGAGUACAGAGUGAGCAAGCUGGACAGCUGCAGUAAGGAAGACAGCAGAACAAUAUUGAAGGACCUCAACCUCUACUUACAAGACAAAGUUUGCAUGGCUGGAAACCACUUCACCUUAGCAGAUGUGCUCAUCUACAAUGGAAUCCACCCAAUAAUAGUGGACUUAACCUUCCAGGAGAAGGAGCAGUACAUGAACGUGACACGAUGGUUCGACCACAUCCAGCAUUGCGCCGGCAUUCGACACCACCUCCCCCCAGUAGUUGUGCUCAGGAACAGAAUUUACACCAGUAAACACCACUGA